GGCGUGUGUCACUGCUGCUUCUCCCCGGUUGUCCGGGGCCUAACGCGCGCGCAUAGGAAGACAGAGAGGACCCCGCUCCCCCCCACCCCUCCCCACCUUGCCUCUGAUCUGCUGCAUAUUCCUCGGGUGUCUCUUUUUGCAUCCCUGUCCUCCACCGCUGCCUCCCGUCUCAGCCCUCCUCCCACAACCACCUCCUGGUGCGGGGUGGCCGGGAGUCGGGCCCUUGUGGGUGGAGGGAAUCAGCAUCGCGCUUUGCUGGGGGAGCUGUGCGGAAUUAGCCAUGCCCUGCCGAGGCUUCCUCUGACCGGCUGCAUUUCUCCGUCUUCUCUCCGCCUGCACACCGGAGGGCAACGUAGGAUGAGAAUCGGCCAACAUGAUGCAAGGACUGAAAAACCGAACCAGGAGAGUCCUGGGUCUAGGAAAGAAGGACAAAGACACAGACACAACGAGCUCACCUGACAGAGAAGGGGCUGGAAGUGGAAAGAAGAAAAAGGCCAAUGGGGCUCCCAAUGGUUUCUAUGGGGAGAUUGACUGGGACAGAUAUGCGACUCCUGAUGUGGACGAGGAGGGAUUCAGCCUCCGGCCCGGUGACGAGGGCGAUGUUGCCUCCAAAGCAAAGCAAUUUUUCUCCUCCAGCGAUUCUGAGGACGAUGACGAAAGCAGGAAAAAGUUCAAAAUCAAGAUCAAGCCACUGGUGUCGGACAGUGCCAAGUGUGUCCCUCCAUCUAUGGACGAGCUAAAAGCCUCAGUGGGCGGCCUGGCCCUCUCUCCGUCUCUGAAGAGAAGUCCGAGACGCAGCCCGGGGCUGAUAAAAAGAAAUUUGUCCUGUGAGGAGAUUGCCAGACCUAGACGCUCCACCCCGACUCCAAGUCCUGCGCCUGAGAUAACAAGUGACAGGCUAUCCCAGAACGUUCCCUCCUUCUUCGGGCCGCCUUCAGAGACCAAAUAUGCCAGAUAUGAUGUGGUUCCUGCUGAUAUGUGGGUAGAAUCAAGACCACGGUCAGACUCUCCACUGGGCAUAAGUUUCCCAACAGGAGCUCCUCCUCCUCUUCCUCCAAAAAACAUUCCAUCAAGAAGUCAUUAUGGUUAUCCAUCAGAAUCAGCUGCUGAUCUAACCAAUGGGAGGGCAACUCGCAGUUCUGCCCCCAUCUACCUGAACAUCCUGUCCCCGGCCUCCUACCGAGGCUCCCCGGGCCCUGACAUCGACGACGUGUUCGGCCCCGUCGACAGCCCUCAAACCAGUGAGGAAGCAAUGUCACCCAGAUGGGUUACCUUCCCUGAUGACAGACCCCCGCCACCGGAUGAACCCGCUCCCCCUCCACCGCCAGACUCUCCUGCCCCAGACACGCCCUCGUCCACCCCCUCCACGCCCUGCCUCUCACCCGGACCUCCGCCAGACGAGCCCCCGCCUUUACCCCCACCCUUUUCACCCGGGUCUCCUCCUCCUUUCACGCCACCGGAAUCGCCCCCCUCCAUUGUGCUCGGACCUCCUCCUCCAGAUGAGCCGGCGCCUCCCCUGCCACCAGACUUCUCUCCCUCUAGAUCGCCCCCCGUCUGCCUGGAUGAGGAGGCGCUCGAUGAAGAGGUGCUGCUGUUUGCAGCGUACUCAUCCUCCCCUGCUCCAAUCAGCCCUGUGCCCCCUCUGCCAGCCGAGCGGAGGUCUCCUCGAAUAGGAGUCACUUCUCCCCUUGUGCUGGGGAGCACUGGAGGAAAAAGAACCCCAGAGGGUGCUUACCUGAGAGAUGAUAUCCCAGACUUUGUGGGCUCGCCCAGAGAGCUGACGCCGAGCUUCAGGGGAACGCCGCCUCCUCUCCCUCCAACCACCUACAGGUCUAUCAUGUCUUCCCCCGGGCCGUACUCAGGCAGCGGCCCCUCGUCUCCAGCUCGUCCUGCCACGCCCCAGUCCCGAGGCAGCCCAGUUCCGCCGCCUCCUCCCCCCCGACCGUCCUCGAGACCGAAGCUGCCCCCUGGGAAGCCAAUCACAGACCUGACUCGACCCUUCAGUCCGCCGGUUUCGGGCAGCCCCCCUCCUUUCGCGCCCCUGGCCCGGUCAGAGAGCUCUUCCUCCAUCUCCUCCAUUACCUCACAGAGUGCAGCAUCCACGCCGACGUUAGGAAGGGACCUUAACAUCUCCACCACAGGAUGCUCCAGAGGACCCAGUCCACUCACCAUGGGACCCCAGGACACGCUGCCAGUUGCUGCUGCCUUCACAGAAACCAUCAAUGCCUACUUUAAAGGCGCUGAUCCCAGCAAAUGUGUUGUGAAGAUCACAGGGGAGAUGGUGCUCUCUUUCCCUGCGGGCAUCACCCGGCAUUUUUCAAGCCACCCGACUCAGCCCAUCCUCACCUUUAGCAUCAGCAGCUACAACAGACUGGAGCAGGUCCUCCCCAAUCCACAGCUGCUCUGCUGUGAUACCACGACAGAGAGUGUUGACACCAAGGAGUUCUGGGUAAAUAUGCCAAACUUGAUGAGCCAUCUGAAAAAAGUGGCCGAACAGAAGCCUCAGGCCACUUACUACAACGUGGACAUGAUCAAAUAUCAGGUGUCUGCAGAUGGGAUCCAGUCCACUCCUCUGAAUUUGGCAUUGAGUUGGCGAGGCGACGGCACCAACACAGACCUUAGAAUAGACUACAAAUACAACAAUGAGGCCUUGGCUGCUCCUGUGCCACUACACAACCUUCACUUUCUGGUACCUGUGGAUGGAGGCACAGCCAAACUCCAGGCCAUGAUCCCACCUGCCAUCUGGAAUCCAGAGCAGCAGACGAUACAGUGGAAGAUUCCCAGCCUCUCUCAUAGAUCUGACAAUGGAGGAGUAGGGGCUCUCCUGGGCCGGUUCCAGAUGAGAGAGGGUCACUGUAAACCGUCCCAGCUGGCGGUGCAGUUUACCAGUGAAGGCAGCACUCUGUCAGGGUGCGACAUCCAGCUGGUGGGCACUGGUUACCGGCUAUCACUGGUCAAGAAGAGAUUUGCUGCAGGGAAAUAUUUGGCAGAUAAUUAGUGGACCUGUUUGUGAAGGGAUCCAAGAGAAUCAAUGGCUUUUGACUGUGACGACAAUGGACCCAUCUCAUGUUUAGUGUGUUUCAAACGUUAUCCUUAGCAGCCAUUGGAAUGAACGGUUGAGAUUAAACAGACCACAACACAGGUACACGAUAUUUGACCUUAUGACAUCAUAUUCAGUAGACCAACUGCUGCUGAGUUUAUGCAAGUAAACACAAAUCCUUAGUUCUGGGUUCGUGGAAAUCUUCAAGGGUUUCACAGAGUUCAGUACAGAGAAAACAUGAUUUGUUAUUGUUGACAUAAUUGUGGAUUCAUGCAGUGAUCCAGCCUUAUUCAUUUCAAUUCCUUUUGUCUAACUGGUUGUCAUUGCAAAAUGCACUGUAACAGAUAAUGUGAAUAGAUUAUAUAAUAUAAAAACAAUCUUAAACAAGGUGGAAAAGAAUGGAAAUGUAAAAAAAAAAAAAAGUAGUAUAAGAUUACUUUGCAGUUAUAUUUCAAUAAGUUAUAGGUUACAUCGUAAUAUCUGAUUUACACUGCCACCCUAAUCACCGUUUGUGAAAAAUCUUUAGUCGUCCAAACAGAGAUUUUGUUUCUGUCGAGAUGAGCAUCUGAAAUGUCACAGCCCAUCCAGCAGUCGUACAGUUAGAGGUGAUUGGUGUCAUCACAGUUCAGAAUGACCUGCAGUACAUGUUACCUUUUGAAAGGGAAUUUUAUGUGGACAUCUUGAGCACUGAAAAAAACAUUGUUUGCAAGUACAUCAUUGAUAUUUGUAAAUAAAUUGUCAUCAAAAAAGAAUAAUUUGAAUUAAGCAUCUGUGCUCCAUAAAGCUCCUUGCUUGCUACUGAAUCAAUAAUAACCUGUUUGACUCUUUUCUCAAAUUUAAUUUCAAGCUUUUAAAUUCAACUUUAAAAUUCGAAAAAGACAACGUUAGCUGGUGAACAUAGUGGAACAUCUGCUAAAAUUAGAUUUGUGGAUAUUUCCAUCAGGAGCUGGAGAUCAAUUACAGAGUGAAUAUCAGGCUCCAAAUUAUGCUAAUGUUGCUGCGUAGUUCAUCAACAAACAAUCUAAAAGGUUACAAAAUGUCAGUGUUGAGUUCAUACAAACAAAUUCAUUCAUGGAGCAUAUUUACCUGUUUGGCUAAAAUUCUAUUCUUUCUUCGACAAUUUCUGUACAAAAUGUAAUCCAUGUGCCUGAAAACAUUUUUCCCGUGCUCAGGAUGGAAGUACAUAUAUGUCAUACUCUAUGGCAUAUAAACACACUCAUAGGUGUCAUUUUACCAUGAACAGGGCCGAUGGUGGCAGUAAAUCAGUUGCAGCAGUUGGACCUGCUGAAGAACGAAAGCGUUUCCACUGUGGGCAAGUGCAAUGCUGAGAUACAUUGAAAAUGUCCCCUAUCACAGGACUGUAGUGUUUUGGUGGUGUGAGUGAUUGGUCAGAUUUAAAAAAAAUAAACUGAUAUGAUGAGUAAAGUGAGCUGCUACUUGGAACAGUUUGGGCUAAUCAUUCUGUCAAUGCUGCAGAAUUUUAACAAUGUGAAAGGGCCUUAAGAUGUUCGUUACACACAGAGCCGGGUGUGAGUGCCAUACAGUGGAGAUAAGGAGCUUUAGGUUUCAGGAGGAAAUGCAGAGGGACCUGGACUGACGAUUGUAGGACUAACCUUUAAUGCUGCUUAAAAACUUGCCCAGUUCCUUUUGACUGUGAUCUUUGCCAGAGUUUUUUUCGACGAGGAUCACUGGGGACACCUCAGAGUAAUGAAAAGAAAUGUCUAUCGAGGAGGUAGCACUACUGGUGUCCCUGAUUUCAUUUCUUCCUUUUCCACCAUGUUGAAUAAAUGUUUUAUCAUUAUUUUCUAAUAGCAAUAUUUAAAAAAACUUAAGUGUAAAAAGUGUACAUAAAAAAAAGAAGCUAUGUUUCAAAUAUUUCUCUGGGCAUAUAGAUGUGUCUGUGGUUGUCUCUUGGUUAAUUGAUGUCAGCACCCAUAAUGCAUUAGGUUCUGUGUAACCCCACCACCACUUUUCUGCAUCUAUUGUUUCUACAU
This is a messenger RNA of Platichthys flesus (European flounder), 5034 nucleotides long. RefSeq names its product SH3GL interacting endocytic adaptor 1b (gene sgip1b). NCBI's taxonomy places the organism in Eukaryota, Metazoa, Chordata, Actinopteri, Pleuronectiformes, Pleuronectidae. The record is from RefSeq and is a predicted model, not a curated record. The transcript has 23 exons. Gene Ontology annotation, molecular function: phospholipid binding. Gene Ontology annotation, biological process: cytoskeleton organization; regulation of endocytosis; plasma membrane tubulation. Gene Ontology annotation, cellular component: plasma membrane; endosome; cytoplasm. The coding region runs from base 374 to 2998 and encodes 874 amino acids.